UUCGGCCUCUGCUCGAAUUCAACAUCAUCACAAGUUUGAGCCGGAGAGGAUUGUUGGGUGUGAUUGUCGGACGCUUUGCACGGUCACCACAACGGUCACGCUGUCGGCACGGCGAGAUAGGGAAACGGACGCGCACGUUGUGAGACUCAACAUGGUACAACUGAGUUCAUCCCCUGAGCCGGAUAUGUCACCAUCUCCCACUCGGCACUCUGGGAGGACUGUGGAGAAGAUGGGAAGCCCCAAGUCUGACUCCUCUCCACGCUCCUUUACCUCCCUGCAACUGGCACUGUCUGCCUCCACCACCACCUACCCCGGCUACGAGACUUACAUUGAGGACGGCCUUAUCUGUCUCAAGCACAAGAUCCGCAACAUUGAGAAAAAGAAGAUUAAACUGGAGGAGUACAUGAAACGUCUAAAGAAUGGUGACAAACUCAAUCAAGACCAGCUGGAUGCGGUACAGAAGUAUGAGGAAGUGGUCCACAACCUUUCAUUCGCUAAAGAACUACACAAUACUCUUAGUUCAUUGACUCAGGAUCUGCUGAAGGCUCAGAGGAAGGCGCUGAAGCGUGAGCAAGUGGCGCAGAUGGAGGCGGAGCGCAAACGCCUGUGCACGGUGCUGCAGAUGCAGUACGUCCUGCAGAACCUCCAGCACGAGCAUGUGCGGAAGGACCUACUGAGCAGCCCCUGCAGACCCACACUCGUCUCCGCACAAGACCUCGAGGGCCUGCGGGACCUCGGCGCUCUGCUGAAUCGCAAGAGGGAUGAACGUGCAAGUUUGGAUGAUCAAGUGAAGAAGGCAGCAGUGGUAUAUUGGGAGCUGUUGGAGGGAAAGGAGAAACCAGUUGCAGGUUCCACGUAUAAGCACAUGAAGGACUGGCUGUCAAAGUUAAUGGAUUGUGGUUAUUUUGACCAAGUUGUGGUGCCUCACGAUCAGAACGAAUCUGAGGUCCAUGAGAAACCAGGAGGUCUUGCUGCCCUCAUGAAAUUCAGAACAAAUGAAGUGCCUACGACAGUGUUUCUUAAUAGAUACUAUGUACCAGAUGAGGGCCUUGGUGACUCAUUGAGCCUGGAGAAAAGCUCUCCUUCCCCAAACUGGAAGGAGGAGUUCCUUGCUCUGAAGGAACAGGAGCCUCCCGAUUCGUGGGACACAGAGGUCAACAGCGGGCCACCCUCAUCUAAGGCAGGGCUCCAGAAGCCAAGCAAGGGAGCUGCAGGCUUCAUCCUCAAAGAUAGGAACUCUGAAGGAAAACCCAAUAAAGAACCUAAACCGAAAUCUCAGAGGAAACCUAAAGCUGGGCAGGAUAUGAAAACGGCUCCUCGAUCGGAGGUCGCAGUGGAGGUGUUCAACUCUCCAUCUCCUCUGCCCAGAGACCCCAUCUUGCGAAGACAGCAGCUGGAUGACCUGAUGGGUCAAAUUGCAGGAUCCUUCAGCUUUAUGCAGGAUUCUUUGCUAGAUGGUGAAGCGUCUCCAAAACCUGCACGCUCCAGGGUUUGUUCUACCUCUCUUGACCCCUCCUCUCCCUUGGCGCGGAGGGACUCCAAAGAAAGUCCAGCAGCUGAAGAUUCCUCACAAGCCAUGCAUUCUACCCCACUGCCUUCGAAACAUCUUUCCAAAGACUGUAACAUCAGUCUGACCAAUGGGAAUAAGGAGCUGGACAACUGGGACAUGGAUACAGCACCAGUGGAGGUUGUUCAGGAGAAGACGCCAUUACCCAGUCGAGAUGGUUUCCAGUCUCCUCCACUCUUUCGCCGCAAGUCUAGUAUCCCGGUGACCCCAGAGGAGAAACUGCCUACUGAGAUCCAAGUGUCAAAGCCAGACAGGCAGUCUCCUGGUUCUGUGCUGACUCCUCCCGGCAGUGGCCCACAUCAGGCCUACUCCACGCCACACAACCGCCGACCUCACGCCACCUCAUCACCUACCUCCUACCAGACCAUUCACCCUGUGUUUAAAGUCGGUGUGCCUACUCCACUGAGCAGUGGGUCUUACAUCAAACCUGAAAGCCCACCUUUCUCUGGGUCCAACCGUGCAACGUUUGCCACUGCCAGCACCCAGACCCCACCUGAGCUCAGCUUGCCAGAGGAUCACCUGCAGCCAGAGGACAUCCUCCAGGCGGACUGCGUGAUGGUCAGUGGCGGACAGGUUUAUCCAAUGGGGCGGCCAGGCCCCGGACAGCCAUAUCACCCCCGGGGGGGCUUCAGAGGUAUGGGACGCGCCAACAGGGGGCCGGCACACCACAUCCGCUCCCCCAGUGGCCACAGAGGAGGAUUCGAUGGUUAUAGAACCAGCCCCAGAUCAGGAGGUUUUGUUCCCCAGGCUCACUCCAUGAGAGACUUGGCAUCAGCUCCCAUGGGUGCAAGGGAGACCGGAUACCAGUCUAAUUACAAGCAUGGCGGCCCGGGGAGCCAGAGACCAAACUCUACUGGUGGAUGGAGUGACUCGUCCCAGGUGAGCAGUCCUGAUCGUGAAGGGAUGUUCGUGGUGGACCUGGUGGACUCUGGUCAUGGGGACUCCAUGUCUGUCGAUACUCCCAUCACCCCUCAGGGUGCACACACCCUCAUGCCUGUGCACCUCUACCCCAUCUCCCAGCAGAUCAGGGUGGCCUUCUCUGCAGCACGCACCUUCAACUUCGCCCCCGGCACGCUCGACCAACCCAUUGCCUUCGACCUGCUGCACAGCAACGUGGGUGAGAUGUUUGACAUGCCAUCUGGACGCUUCACCUGCCCAGUGUCUGGCACCUACGUCUUCAUCUUCCACAUCCUCAAGCUAGCAGUCAACGUGCCACUAUACAUCAACCUGAUGCGCAAUGAAGAGGUGGUGGUGUCGGGCUAUGCCAACGACGGAGCACCAGACCAUGAGACUGCCAGCAAUCACGUGGUCCAGCAGCUGUACCAUGGCGACCAAGUGUGGCUGCGGCUGCACCGUGGCGCCAUCUAUGGCAGCAGCUGGAAGUACAGCACCUUUUCAGGCUUCUUGCUGUAUCAGGACUGAGCCAAAUGCAUGCAGUGUGUUAGUCUUUGCUUCUGGGUUCAGCCAAAAAAAUAACCCAAAGCACAAAUGUGUGUUGGCAGAGGAGGGAGUGAAGCUGCAUGUAUGGAGUUUGUGGGACACAGGUUUGAAUUUCAGUUUGAGCUAUUGGACAGAACCUGUGCAGGUGUCCCCUCACUGCCCACCUCUUGGUUAUUUAAGAACAAUCAACCAGUUUAACCCCCAUGCUAAUAUUGCAACCCUUUUCUGAUGUGAUGAGGGGAUGCUUCAUUGUGAUGCCAGUGGUGCUGGUGGACUGGCACCAUUUUCCUGUGACCAUUACCAUGUCUAGUAGCUAUUAUACACAUACACACACCUGACCAAAACAAGUAUUCACUGUGCACUUUGCCAAAUCCUCCUUACUUAAUAGAAAGGGUGUCUGUACUAACUGUUAAUGGGUGAAAGUUGGAGGGUUUCUGAGCCAUAGAAAGUUUACUACAACUAAGGCUUUCCUUUCUUUUGUUUGUUCUUUUCAUGUACUGUUUAUUUAAAUCCUAUGGCUUUUGAGUGGUGAAUGUUACUGACAUUACUUGACUAGUUGAGCACUUUAACAGUGAAAACCCUUAGUGUUGCCUUGUAUUGUAGGAGGAAGUGGUGGUGGGUUGGGCUGUGUGUUUGCACUGGAAAAAGGCUAAUAUGCUUGAAGUUGCCUAUGUGCCUAAAUAAAUCAUGUUGAGCAGUUCA
Molecule: messenger RNA, 3709 nt
Organism: Engraulis encrasicolus (European anchovy)
Lineage: Eukaryota; Metazoa; Chordata; Actinopteri; Clupeiformes; Engraulidae
Gene: caprin2
Product: caprin family member 2
Exons: 21
Coding region: 152-2989 (945 amino acids)
Biological process (GO): positive regulation of canonical Wnt signaling pathway
Cellular component (GO): cytoplasm
Molecular function (GO): signaling receptor binding
Source: RefSeq, a predicted model, not a curated record